AUGAAUGUAGCUUGGAACAGAUCUUGUAUCCUCUUUCUUCUUGCUCUUCUUCUCUGUUAUGUCUUCCGCCGUCUGGGUCUUGGUAAGCUCCAAUGGGGCCUCCUUCCCCUUCUCAUCAUUGGCCAUAGCCAUUUGCCACGAGGUCAUCCCCACCACGCUCUAACCCACCUCUGCGCUCGCUAUGGACCUGUCCUCCUCCUCUGUUUCGGUUCUCGCCCUGUCCUCGUCGUCGCCUCCCCCUCCGCCACGAAGGAGUGCUUCACGACCAACGAUAUUUGCUUCUCCAACCGUUCCCUCCUCCUCUCCAGCCAACACUUCAACUACAACGGUACCACCUUCGCGGUAGUCCCCUAUGGCGCUCGCUGGCGCAGCCUUCGCCGCAUUGCCACCCUUCGUCUACUCUCCCCUGCUCACUUGGCCUCUUUUGCACCUCUGGCAAACGUCAGAUCGCUUCUUCGGAGCCUCAACCUCCUCCGGAGAACGUUGCUUCGUGCAAAUGAACGUCAGGUCCAGGAACCAAUACGACUGCUGUUCGCAUGGAAUGGGCAAUGGCGCUCUUCCUCAACCAUCCCGAUGGUGGCGGACUCUGAUCUCUCAAACCUCCGCUACCUCAACACUGUCAUCAAGGAGACUCUCAGGUUGUUCCCUCCGGAUCCUCUCCUGGUCCCACGCGAGUCGACCAUGGAAUGCAAGGGGGCAACGAUCGAGGCCACCCACGUCCUGCGACAGGAUGGUCCGCCACGCGACCUUAAUGGCAAUGUCAAAUCCCGCCAGAGACGCAACCUCGCUCUGAUAGACAGGAACAUCAGGGGACUGCAGCUGGCUGUUCACCAAAGACCAACCUCGGAUCGGGUUGCCGCAAGCGCUCACCCAAAAGACGUCAAAGAGGCCCUACCCAGGAUCUUCGGCAUCCGGACCCCUGAACCGAGCCGUAUCAACCCGAGAUCACGGCUUAAACAGGUGCAGACCGCAUCAGGAGGCCUCCACGUCCCGCGCGGCACGAUGCUGUUGGUCAAUGCACAUAUGGUCCACAGAGAUCCCGAGGUGUGGGCAAACCCUACGAGGUUCAUGCCCGAGCGGUUCGAGACCGAGGAAGGAGAAGGAUACAAGUUCAUUCCAAGUUCAUUCCCUUCGGAGCUGGAAGGAGACGGUGCCCGGGGCAAGCCCUGGCCGAAAAGACCAUGGGGCUGGCGCUGGCGUCUCUGGUGCAGUGCUUUGAGUGGAGGAGAGUUGGAGAAGAGGAGGUGGAUCUCAGUGAGAGCGAGGGACGCACCGCUCCCAUGGCUGUUCCCUUGGAGGCUUCGUGCAUGCCUCGCCAAGCCAUGA
Messenger RNA from Musa acuminata AAA Group (dessert banana), 1326 nucleotides. Its product is annotated as dimethylnonatriene synthase-like. The transcript is spliced from 4 exons. Lineage: Eukaryota; Viridiplantae; Streptophyta; Magnoliopsida; Zingiberales; Musaceae. Gene Ontology annotation, molecular function: oxidoreductase activity, acting on paired donors, with incorporation or reduction of molecular oxygen; heme binding; monooxygenase activity. The record is from RefSeq and is a predicted model, not a curated record. Bases 1 to 1326 code for a protein of 441 amino acids.